CAGUCUCGGUCGGAAUUGGCGGGUCAUAAAAUCUUUUGUCUGACCGAGUAACGAGUCUAUUUCUGCAAAACCCUUUUCUUAUAGGUGUUUCAAACGCACUGAGGUGCUUUUAAAUUUUUUUUUCAUAAAUUAGCACUCAUUUGGGGGGCGUUUCUGCGCCGUUAUUUUAUUCAUCCAAAGCUCUUUUGACGUUGACAAGGAACCAGAAGGUUCCGCAGACUCUUCCCUGACGAGUAUGAGCCAGCCAACAGACAACACUAGUGAUGCUGCCAGUGUCCCCUCAGGUUUGCCGUCCAAACAAGAUCACAUGGGAUUACCUUUCACAGAACCUGCGCAGGCAGCUGCCAAACUGGCAUCCACCGGAGGAAAGAAGCAGGCUAAGAAGAAGGUGGAGGAGGUGCUAGAAGAGGAAGAGGAAGAAUAUGUGGUGGAGAAGGUUCUGGACCGGCGAGUGGUGAAGGGUAGAGUCGAGUAUCUGCUCAAAUGGAAGGGCUUCACAGAUGAAGACAACACAUGGGAGCCUGAAGAUAACCUUGACUGUCCAGACUUGAUAGCGGAGUUCCUGCAGUCACAGAAGAAGGCUGGAGAUGAGAAAAAAGACACGGGUGGCAAGAGAAAAGUGGGAGAGUCAGAUAAUGAGACAGGCAGUGAAGACAGGCCUAAGAAGAGGAAAGAUGAGGACAAGCCACGGGGCUUUGCACGGGGUUUGGAUCCUGAACGCAUUAUUGGAGCUACAGAUUCCAGUGGAGAGCUGAUGUUCCUCAUGAAAUGGAAAAAUUCAGAUGAGGCAGAUCUUGUGCCAGCAAAGGAAGCGAAUGUGAAGUGCCCACAAGUAGUUAUUUCUUUCUAUGAGGAACGACUAACGUGGCACUCGUACCCCAACGAGGAAGAGGAGAAGAAAGAUGACAAAAACUAAUAGGCAGGAAUUGUCAACAUGGUGGUUACUCUCAGUUUCUGAAAUUUUUUUUUUUUGAAAUAACCUUUUUAACUUUUGCCAUAAACCUUGGACACUGGGCUAUUGUGUGGAGAACAUGCAUACAGUGGUGGGGCUUUCUGGAGGUUAAAUAUUAGUCUGUAUAACUACAGAAACACUUCUCUGUUUGAUCCUUCCCCCCCUUGUUGGAUUAUGGAAAAGAGUUUACCAAGUUGCAAAUUGGUCCCAAGUCAGUGUUUAUGUAUGAUUUUAUGUCACACCUGCAGGCUUGUAGCGAUUUAUGUAUUGUGAUGUGAAGCAAACACCGGGUUUUUUUUUUAAAGCAAAAAUAAACUUGAACUGUUGCGCUCUUGCAUUUAAAUUUCAUUUUAGGAUUUAAAUUCAGACACAUUCUUAACUCCCCCUUUCUUUGUCUAGAUCUUCACAUCGCCCUGGCGUAUGAUUUUCCCUCAUUAUGACUAACGCUGAACACACUUCCAGUAUUUUUAACUGGAUGGCCACUUAUUUAAUCCCCCCCCCCGUUGCUAUUUCAAGUUUUUCCUGCCUUCGAGUUUCUCUAUAUGCUUAUAGUUCUCAUUACUGUAAGUGCAACAUGAAGAACUGAACAACAUAAAACGGAUGCAACCCAAAUCAUUCAAAGAACGAACAUGCAUGUGGUAUAUAACAUUUUAACCAAAACCUUUAAUACCCGGUGAUUUUGUUAAACUGACUUUCAGGUCUGUUGCUUUUCACUUUCCACUUGUGUUAGUUGUAGCUUUCUUUGCCCCUGUGUUUUUUUUUUUAUUAAACUUUGUUAUUAAAUAUGUUGCUUUGUUCCAUGGUGUGUAAAUGGAUAAUGCUAUAUAGCAUUAUUUAACAGUAUAGGAACUGGAAUUCAUGUUUAAAAGCUUUUUUUUUCUUCUCCCCUUCCCUCUCUCUUCCUUGUCUGGAAAGUGGGUAGAUUGUAAACAUCAUUUCGCUGGGUGUGCUGUUCAGUUCCUGUGCCUGCUGUAGUCUGGGUAUUGUAUUAAUUGAAAACUUCAUGUUUAGAAGGCUGUUCUAAACUCAAGAUGUGGCAGCAUUGACUGACUGAAACUACUGACUUCAUCUUCUCACAUAGCGUUGGAAGCUACUUUUCCUAUAAUCCUAACAUGUGGUGGUGUAUGGUUUUAAAUAAUGGGGGUUAGAUUUUGCACCUGGACAUUUUACAGUUGAAUAGAUGGACACAGUGGGAUGUUUUUUUAGAUCUGCAUAAAAACACUGAAGGAACGCAGGUGAGCAAGUAAUGCAACGCAAUGUACCAUGGUGGUGAAAGAACCAGACACGAUUAUCCAAGUCUCAUAGGGCUCAGGCUAAUGACAAAACAUUAGUUCCAGUUUUCAGGGGAAACUGUCAGAACUGCAUCCUGCUAGUUAAUGCUAUAUGUUCUCAUUCAGUUAGUGAGUAGACAGCACACUAUUAGUAUUAUGGAAGUGUUUGUUCCCCCCCCGCUCCCCUUUUAAAAAGCACCCAUUCUGUGUUUUUCAUUCAGUUACUUGUCACUGUUAAUUAAUCUGUAUCCCUCUGUUAGAUGUUUGUCUAAAAUAAGCUUGCCAUCUUGUGGCGCUUUUUUUUUUUAAAUAAAUCAUUUUUAUUAA
Messenger RNA from Neoarius graeffei (lesser salmon catfish), 2550 nucleotides. It is a transcript of the gene cbx1a, whose product is annotated as chromobox homolog 1a (HP1 beta homolog Drosophila). Lineage: Eukaryota; Metazoa; Chordata; Actinopteri; Siluriformes; Ariidae. The record is from RefSeq and is a predicted model, not a curated record. Gene Ontology annotation, cellular component: nucleus; pericentric heterochromatin. The coding region runs from base 236 to 916 and encodes 226 amino acids. Gene Ontology annotation, biological process: negative regulation of transcription by RNA polymerase II; chromatin organization. Gene Ontology annotation, molecular function: chromatin binding. The transcript has 7 exons.